Molecule: messenger RNA, 1865 nt
Organism: Xylaria bambusicola
Lineage: Eukaryota; Fungi; Ascomycota; Sordariomycetes; Xylariales; Xylariaceae
Exons: 5
Coding region: 472-1587 (371 amino acids)
Source: RefSeq, a predicted model, not a curated record
AUCGGCUUCAACAACCCCUGGCUCGCCUGGGUUCAUGAAGAAUCCUUGCAACCAGAACUUUACACUAGCGCCCAUAGUUAUGCGUAUGUGUAGGUAUACUUAGUAAGUAACAUACGCUAUACUACAAUUGUCAACUAUACUCUACACUACUAUACUUCGUGGUGGGUUCGAGGAAGCAGAUCCCAGCCAGCAAAGGUUAAGAACCCCCAGUGUGUAUUUGCUCUUCACUUUAGCGUCUUGGUUGAGUGCAUAACGGGGAUUUGGCAUAAAGCCUUGGGACGGAAAGACCACAAUAUAUUUCUUGGUCCCUCCCUCCCCUGUGGAGGACUGGGUCCUGAUCUGUUGCGGGUUCUACUCUUUUAAUGUCCAAGAUCUCGCUGUUCGUGGCAGAAAUCGUUCUAACGCAGGAGCCACAUCGAUGACCUGUUCACCCCAGCAAGGAUAUCCAACGAGGACGACCGACUAGCAACAAUGGGAUCAUAUUUCGGAGUCGUGCUGAAUGCCGCCAAUUGGUCGUUGACAGCCCUGGCGGCUGUAUUCUUGAGUUUGAGACUAUACUGCAAGCUCAGCCGAAGUCGAGGUCUUUGGUGGGAUGACUAUAUCUUGAUAGGAUCAUUUGUCACUCUGCUCAUUGGUGUCGCCUUCAUCACAAGCAGUAUUAUGCUCGGAUUUGCCAACCCGGACGUAACCCCUUCGCCAGCAGCUGCAAGGCAAUUGCAAAUUCACGGAGGCGUUCAAAACGUCCUGUUCUCUCUGGCGAGCGAUUUCAGCAAAACUUCGUUUGGGUUUACACUUAUUCGAGUGACUGAAGGACGUAUGAAACAGCUCGUCAUACUUUUGAUCAUCCUCUUGAACAUCGUCUAUUUCUUCACAAUUAUCUUUACAUUCUUCAAAUGUUCGCCAGCCAUAUAUUCGUGGCUUCCAAAGGAAACCUGUUGGGAUAUCUGGAAAUAUGUCAAAUUUGCGAUCUUCGGCGGUUCCUUCUCCGCCGCAGUCGAUUUCGCCUUCGCCCUUGUUCCAUGGUUCCUUGUCAGGAAUUUGAAUAUGAAAAAGACUGAGAAGCUUGGCGUGGCCAUCGCUAUGAGUUUUGGUACCAUAGCUGGCAUUACCGCCCUGAUCAGAACUAUAUUCCUACCCUCCCUAGCGUCUAGCACCUUUUCGACCAAAGCAACAACCCUUGUUAUCUGGUAUGUGGCUGAGCCCGCUACGACGAUUAUCGCCGCUUCAAUUCCUGUCUUGCGUGCUCUUAUCAAAGAACUCCACACGUCGGGGGCCAAGUACUUCAGCGGAGAGAAAUAUGGUUCGGGACGCCCAGAUGCGUCCGGGGCGAAGGCUUCCAAGGGAGCAUCAAAGCGAGGAGAGUCAGCGCUUCACACCAGCAGGGUGAUGACAACAGUUACCGGUCGUGGCACAAAAUAUCCCUACGACCCACACGGAGAUACGGGCAGCGACAAGAGCAUUCUCGAGGCUACGACAGAGCCAGGCAAGAUCAUGCAAACUCAAGAGAUCCGCUUAAGUUACCACGACAGAAGCGACAAUGACAGCAUGGGCUACGAAAUGGACGUUAUGGGUCGACGAUCAACUUAAGACAUGCAUGCUACUUGACGAGAAAGAUGAUUAAAAGAAUCCAAAAAAUUCGAGCGGAUUAGGCGCAACCGACUUCAUAAAGAACGAUCUCGUGCCCACGAAACAUGGCAACGGGCAUAUGACGACGUUAAAAUUAAUUUUUAGAAUACCAUCUUGUAUAUAUAGAUAUUUACGGCCGGCGCUAUGUGUAUGGAAGGGAACAUUGGUUUACCACCAUGGCCCAGUUCAUGUUGACUAUCCCAAAUUAGAUACCCGGAAUCGAUAAUUUUGCCAACAAC